UUUUUUUCCUUUCUCGGUCACUCUGAUAUAAUUUUGUAUUUAAUUUCGCAUUCGUGAGAUUUUUUUGGGGGUAUUUAGUUGGGAAAAAUGGAUUUACAGAGAAGUGUAAUCGUUGUGCUUCUGGUUAUGGCGGUAAGCUUGAAGCUUGGUUCAGCUGGAGACAUAGUUCACCAUGAUAAUAUUGCCCCGAAAAGACCUGGCUGUGAUAACAACUUCGUUCUGGUAAAGGUCCCUACUUGGGUUAAUGGCCUAGAAACCAGUGAAUAUGUUGGUGUUGGUGCUCGUUUUGGACCUACCUUGGAGUCAAAGGAAAGACGUGCUAACCACACAAGAGUCAUUCUGGCAGAUCCUCCUGAUUAUUGCAGUCCGCCAAAGAAGAAUCUUUCAGGGGAGAUUGUCCUGGUACAUCGAGGAAACUGCAGUUUCACAACAAAGGCAAAUAUAGCUGAAACUGCUAAUGCUUCAGCCGUCCUAAUUAUAAACUAUGAAACAGAACUUUUCAAGAUGGUUUGUGAAGAUAAAGAAACUGAUUUAAAUAUCAGCAUACCUGCUGUAAUGCUCCCUCAGGAUGCUGGUACGAUAUUGGAAGAUGAUCUUAAGAAUAACUUUAGAGUGUCUGUGCAGCUAUACUCUCCACUGCGUCCGCUAGUUGACAUUGCUGAAGUAUUUUUAUGGCUUAUGGCUGUUGGUACCAUCUUAUGUGCGUCUUAUUGGUCUGCAUGGACAACAAGAGAAGCUGCCCUUGAGCAGGACAAACUAUUAAAGGAUGCUUCAGAGGAAACACUAAACGCAGAAGGUUCAGAGUCUUCUGGUUAUGUGGACAUUAAUACCACUGCAGCAGUUCUCUUUGUUGUGAUUGCUUCUUGUUUCUUGGUGAUGCUGUACAAACUUAUGUCAUCCUGGUUUUUGGAGGUUCUGGUGGUCCUGUUUUGCAUUGGCGGAGUAGAGGGCCUGCAAACUUGUUUGGUCGCUUUGCUGUCAUGUUUCAGAUGGUUUAAACAUGCCAGAGAAUCAUAUGUUAAAGUGCCAAUCCUUGGAGCUGUUUCGUAUCUGACACUAGCUGUUUCUCCCUUCUGCAUUGUACUUGCUGCUAUUUGGGCAGCUAAUCGGCGUGUCUCUUUUGCUUGGAUUGGUCAAGAUAUCUUAGGUAUUGCGCUGAUAAUUACAGUUCUUCAGAUUGUCCGCAUACCAAAUCUAAAGGUUGGAACAGUUCUUCUCAGUUGUGCGUUCAUGUAUGACAUCUUCUGGGUAUUCGUUUCGAAGUGGUGGUUCCAUGAGAGCGUGAUGAUAGUGGUAGCUCGUGGUGAUAAGAGUGGAGAGGAUGGUAUCCCGAUGCUACUAAAAAUCCCGCGGAUGUUUGAUCCUUGGGGUGGCUACAGUAUCAUUGGAUUUGGCGACAUUAUUCUGCCCGGAUUGGUAGUGGCAUUUUCACUGAGGUUUGACUGGUUGGCUAACAAGAAGCUUCGAGCCGGUUACUUUGUAUGGGCAAUGAGUGCUUAUGGAUUAGGUCUCCUCAUCACAUAUGUGGCUUUGAACUUGAUGGAUGGGCAUGGUCAACCAGCUUUGCUGUAUAUAGUUCCAUUUACACUAGGUCCCUUUUUGACUCUGGGAAAGAAGAGAGGCGAUCUUAAAAUUCUGUGGAUAAGAGGAGAACCGGAAAGGCCAUGUCCGCACGUCAAAGUUGAGCCGUAUGAAGAAGAAAGGCCCCAGGAAUAAUUGAAUAAAGUUUCACUGUAAUUGUAUUUGACAGUUUUUUAAGUUAAUAAUAUACACAAGGAACUCAGAAACUCUUUUAACAUUUAAUUAUAAUAGUUGUAGGAGAGCUGCUUAAGAGCAUGUAACAAUUGCAGCAGUGUUAGUACGGCAUUUUUAUAGAUCAAACUCAUAAAGAGCAGUAAUAUUAGUUCUAGAUCAGUUGUAAUUGGACAAGGACUUUAAUAUUCAGUUCUGUGUAGACCUCACAACUUUCUAUGUAAUUUAUAGGGGGAGUUUAUUUCUUCAAAGAAGUUCAAGCCCUGCCUUCUUUAGAAAGGGAAAGACCAGCCUCCGGAAAAUAAUUAUAAUCAGGAAGGAAAUUGUCUGAGUUUUACAAGAACCCUGGAGUUAUAUCACUGUAUGUACUUGUGAUGUGGUUAAUAUGUUUGAAGACUAUCAAGAACAAGACAAUAUUAUUAA
Morus notabilis is the source of this 2175-nucleotide messenger RNA. Its product is annotated as signal peptide peptidase-like 4. Gene Ontology annotation, biological process: membrane protein proteolysis. Gene Ontology annotation, molecular function: aspartic endopeptidase activity, intramembrane cleaving. Lineage: Eukaryota; Viridiplantae; Streptophyta; Magnoliopsida; Rosales; Moraceae. The transcript is spliced from 14 exons. The record is from RefSeq and is a predicted model, not a curated record. Bases 88 to 1716 code for a protein of 542 amino acids. Gene Ontology annotation, cellular component: Golgi-associated vesicle membrane; cytoplasmic side of endoplasmic reticulum membrane; lysosomal membrane.